This is a messenger RNA of Neofelis nebulosa (Clouded leopard), 930 nucleotides long. RefSeq names its product olfactory receptor 8S1-like. Gene Ontology annotation, cellular component: membrane. Gene Ontology annotation, biological process: G protein-coupled receptor signaling pathway. The transcript has a single exon. NCBI's taxonomy places the organism in Eukaryota, Metazoa, Chordata, Mammalia, Carnivora, Felidae. Gene Ontology annotation, molecular function: olfactory receptor activity; G protein-coupled receptor activity. The record is from RefSeq and is a predicted model, not a curated record. The coding region runs from base 1 to 930 and encodes 309 amino acids.
AUGAAAAAUGUCAGUAUGAUUACUGAGUUUGUCCUCCUGGGAUUAUCCAGUGACCCCCAGAUCCAGACCAUGCUCUUUGUGCUGUUCCUGGGGAUUUACCUCCUGACCCUGGUGGGGAAUCUGGUGAUGAUCCUGGUGAUCAGGGUUGAUCCCCGCCUCCACACACCCAUGUACUUCUUCCUUGGACACUUAUCCUUCCUGGAUCUCAGUUUCUCCUCAGUCACUGUGCCCAAGAUGCUACAGAACUUCUUAUCUCAGAAUAAAAGCAUCUCAAUGUGGGGAUGCAUCACUCAGAGCUUCUUUUUCACUCUUUCUGGGGGAACAGAAGCUUGUCUGCUCUCUGCCAUGGCCUAUGACCGCUAUGCUGCUAUCUGCCACCCUCUGGUCUACACCAUGGUCAUAAACAGACCUCUCUGUAUUGUGAUUGUGAGCAUAGCAUGGACAGUGGGAUUUCUGAUUUCCUUGCUGAAUAGUGUCUUCAUCCACAAGUUGUAUUUCUGUAGGUCCAACAUCAUCCUCCACUUCAGCUGUGAGCUACCUCCUCUCUUUCCUCUGUCCUGUACCGAUCCCAUUGUCAAUGAGAUUCUUCUUGCGGUGUCCUGUGCAUUUCUAGGGCUGCUGACGCUUCCCCUGAUCCUCUUCUCUUACUCCAGAAUCAUUUCUGCCAUUCUCAACAUCCGCUCCUCUGAGGGCCAAGCCAAAGCCUUCUCUACCUGCUCCUCCCACCUCACCGUGGUGCUCUUGUUCUAUGGGACGGCUCUAUUCAGGUACAUCAGCCCUGCCUCAGGCUCAGUGUUGGAGCGUGUGGUCUCCAUUCAGUACAGUGUGAUCACAUCCUUGCUGAACCCCCUCAUCUACAGCCUCAAGAACCAGGAGGUGAAGGCUGCUCUGCAGAGGAUGCUGAAGCAACAAAAGUGUGCCUCAUGGUAA